Amyelois transitella is the source of this 3755-nucleotide messenger RNA. RefSeq names its product glucose transporter type 1 (gene Glut1). Gene Ontology annotation, cellular component: membrane. Gene Ontology annotation, biological process: monosaccharide transmembrane transport. The record is from RefSeq and is a predicted model, not a curated record. The transcript has 15 exons. Gene Ontology annotation, molecular function: hexose transmembrane transporter activity. Bases 7 to 2127 code for a protein of 706 amino acids. NCBI's taxonomy places the organism in Eukaryota, Metazoa, Arthropoda, Insecta, Lepidoptera, Pyralidae.
GCGCUCAUGAGACAGUCGUGUCACCGUCUGCUUGAGCACCAACAAGCAGGUGGGGAGGAGCCCCCCCUUUACUCACCCAUCGACCAAAUUUCAGUGGUACCUGAUCAUGAGGCCAGGGAGGCCGGAGGCAAGCUGACACGAUAUGCGACGACGGAGGAGGACGAGACGACACUCAGGGAGCUUCUACUUAGUCUUCAGAGACAGGUCAGCGUGAUGAGUAUGAAUCUAUCAGCGAAGUUGGACGACCUGCAGCGGGGAGACCGCCAAUUGGAGACGACGGUCGCGCUCUGCGAGAUCCGCACACAACUCCAGGAGCUUACCAAGAGCGUGGAGUCGUGCCAGAGCGAGGUCUCCGAGGUGAAACGGGACAUGGUGGCCAUCAAGCAGGAGCUGGACACGGUGCAGCAGGUGAAGGAGGAGAUCGAGGAGCUGCGGGAGUACGUGGACCGGCUGGAGGAGCACUCGCAGAGGCGGAAACUGCGCCUGUUGGAGCAGGGUCUUACCUUCUUCUUAUCCUACGCCAUCUUGGCUGCUGUGCUCGGCAUGCUGCAGUUCGGUUACAACACUGGUGUCAUCAACGCUCCUGGCAAAAAUAUCGCAAACUUCAUGAAAGACGUUUACAAGAACCGAUACGGCAUGGACCUUCACGAUGACACCGUAAACCGUCUGUACUCCAUCGCAGUCAGCAUAUUUGCCAUCGGCGGCAUGCUGGGAGGAUUCUCUGGUGGCAUGAUCGCGAAUCGGUUUGGCAGGAAAGGCGGUUUAUUGCUCAACAACAUCCUCGGCAUCAGCGGCGCUAGUCUCAUGGGCUUCACCAAGAUCUCACACUGCUACGAGCUGCUUAUUUUCGGAAGGUUCAUCAUUGGAGUCAACUGCGGUCUGAAUACAUCACUAGUGCCAAUGUACAUAUCGGAGAUUGCACCUCUCAACCUGCGCGGUGGACUGGGCACCGUGAACCAGCUGGCUGUGACCGUGGGGCUGCUGCUCUCCCAGGUCUUGGGGAUCGAGCAGAUCCUUGGGACUGAUGAGGGGUGGCCCAUUUUACUUGGUUUAGCGAUUUGUCCAGCAAUCUUGCAACUGAUUCUGCUGCCUGCAUGUCCCGAGUCCCCCCGGUAUUUGCUGAUAACUCGUCAGUGGGAAGAAGAGGCAAGAAGGGCGCUCAGGAGGUUGAGAGCUAGUAACCAGGUGGAGGAAGACAUUGAGGAAAUGCGAGCUGAAGAGCGGGCCCAGCAAGCGGAAGCUUCCAUUUCGAUGCGAGAGCUCCUGUGUUCCCCGACCUUGCGCGCGCCACUCCUCAUCGGGGUGGUCAUGCAAUUGUCCCAACAACUCAGCGGCAUCAAUGCGGUAUUCUACUACUCCACGAUCCUGUUCACCUCUUCGGGGCUGACUGACGAGUCCGCCAAGUUCGCUACCAUGGGCAUCGGCGCCAUCAUGGUGGGGAUGACCCUGGUCUCCCUCCCCCUCAUGGACCGCACCGGCAGACGCACCCUCCACCUCUACGGCCUCGGCGGCAUGUUCAUAUUCUCCAUCUUCAUCACCAUUUCGUUUUUGAUAAAGGAGUUCUUCGGUUAUGUGCAGGAGAUGAUCGACUGGAUGAGCUACCUUUCUGUGGUGUCGACGCUCAGUUUCGUGGUGUUCUUCGCCGUGGGCCCGGGUUCGAUUCCCUGGCUGAUCACGGCGGAGCUGUUCUCGCAAGGACCGCGGCCCAGCGCGAUGGCCAUAGCUGUGUUAGUGAAUUGGAUGGCCAACUUCGUUGUCGGGAUAGGCUUUCCUAGCAUGAAGGCACUACUGGAAAACUAUACAUUCCUGCCUUUUAGUGUAUUCCUUGCAAUUUUUUGGAUAUUUACUUAUAAAAAAGUUCCUGAAACGAAAAAUAAGACCUUCGAAGAGAUUUUGGCGCUGUUCCGGAAUUCCAACGGGAGGGACAGUUUUCGCGACAGCCGUUUGUAUGGGAGCAUGAUGAACUGCGUCAAUGCGCUGGAGCAACAACUACCCCCACCACCGCCCCCGGCACCCGUCGAUGAGAAACACGAUUCAUUGUCAGAACAGUCGUCGGGUGGGGGCGAUGCGGGUCGGCCUCCGCCGCCGCUGCCGCCCCCUCGGUUCCCUACGCCGGGCAAUGUCUGACAAUGGCCCGCUGCUCAUGUACCGCUAGUCGCACCCCUGAAAGCCGUCGCCAACUACUUGUUUCAUGGACUGAAGCUACAGGCUCCGGGGCGCGCCUCUAUCAAUACCACACAACAAAUGUUCUAAAUCGAUGUGAUUAGGCUAACGAAUAGUAUAAGUCACGGCGUAAAUCUAAUAUAGCUCCUUAGUCUGUCAUUUUAUGACGUAAUUAACGUGCAUAGGUACCUUGUAAAGUGCCAUUCUUGUACCCAUUUUAAUUAGGUAUUUGUCAAACUUUCGGGAACGUUUGGAAACGGGCAACACCGCGGAGUGAUCUGUCAUUCGAAUUCUAGCUUCUGAUAAUUAUAUUAAAGUUAACUGAUAGGUAUGUUCGAAAAGAGAAUAUUCGUUAUUUAAAAAAAAAUCAGUAGAUUUCUAUCGAUUGGGGCGGAUCCGUUAUGUUAUAUGCGCACGGGUUCAAUGCCAACUAAUUCUAUGUAGAAAAAUAAAUAAAUUAUAUAAAAUGGGUACGAUCAGUGUACACUAUAUAAAAGUAGGUAACGAAAGUAAGGUGUCACUAACAUGUAUAAAAAAAUACAAUGUACAUACAUGCUGUGACUUUAUCGUAUUGUUGAUUUUUUUUUAAUUUAUUAUGAAUACUUAUAUUAUUUUAUGAAAGUUUUAUUCUAUUUUUACUCAAUUAUUGUUAAAUGUAACGAUGGUGUCAUAUCUAAAAUGACCGAGAUUCUAAUAUUAUAUUUACUGUAUAAUUAAUUACAUGAUCGGCACACGACUUUUAAUUGCAAACGCGGGAAUUGAUGAAAAUGAUAUAAUUAUAUUAUUAGUUCAAAGCGAGUUGUAGAAAUAAAUCUGUUUUUUUUUUCAGUGAUUGUAUUAAGUUCGCCUUUAGAUCCAUUAUUUGUAGCAUUAAGGGAUAAUAAUUAAAAAAAAUAACAUUAUCUUUUUAAUUUACAAUGAAAAAGAAUAGAGUAUGGUAAGUUAUACAACUUUGUGAAGACUUUUAAGAAAAAGUAAAGCGUUCAACUUGUACGCCCUAGAUGACGAACAAAGUUUAAUUAAUUAUUAGUUAGGGUUCUGUAGUUACUACAGGGUGUAGUCAAUUUGUUCGUCCAUGCAUCUCUAACACUGCUCAAUUCAAUAUUAAGACUAAGAAGCCGAGUUCUUAGAGUUUUUGUGAUGGGGGUGCAGUAAGCGCGGCCUAAUAUGAUAACAUGUCGAGUGAUUUGACUGAUUAUAUCAUUUAAUGUUAUUUAUAGCUCAAAUAUUGGUACGGAUUAUAAAUGUUGGGCAUUUGACACCCUAAACGUAUACAUUUUGUGGUCGCAUUGUAUUACAUUGGCGGUGAAAUUAUAUAUAAUUUAAAUAUCUGAAUGUGAAUUGAGUUAACGUGUGUACGGAUUAUGUGUUACUUCCAUGGCCAAUUAGUUAUGAAUUAAUGUUAUGAUUAAUAUAAAAAAUGAAUGCCCGGUCUCGAUCGUAACAUAAAAGUUUUUUUAAAAUCAACCGACUUCAAAUGUCAUAUUUUUUCUUUUUUUUUUGUUAUAAUUACACAUUCUAGGUACAUAAAAUGAUGACUAUCGCGGAUGCAAAUGUCUGAACAUCUUCGGAAAUAAAAUUAAUCAAAAAUA